AUGAUACCGUACAUGACUUCAUAUCUAAAUGCUUAUGGAGGUGACACUAGUUCGGAAGGAGAGUUGCUUUCCGAUGUUAUAAAGAGGCAGUCGCAAAUGAAGGAAGAAGAAAGCGAGGAGAGAGAAAGUGAAAUUAACGAAGAAAAUCAGAAGACGAGGAAGGACGAAAAUACUGUGUACGACUUUCUAUACAAGAGAUUACAACAAGAAGCGGAAGGCAAACCAAAAAGAAAGCGACUCACGCCGAACGUUUAUAUGAUACCAGGACCACAAGAACCUCUUCCUGGUCGUUCCCAUUUUGGUGACUAUUGGCCGGUCUUCCCCUUUCAUAAUCAAUUUUCUGGUGGCCUCGAUUUGGAUCCAGCAAUAUCUCGGCACAUCGGAGGAGAUCUGAAUAUCGCUGUUCCUUCGUGGGGUAUGAUGGAUAUAUACGGUCGCUUCUUCAACAGAAUUCAUGACACCACGACCAAAUUUGGUUACUUAAACUAUCCUGUGAAUAUGUUGGAUCUGGAAAAAGAAGAUUUUGUACGACUUAUGAGCGAUCCGUCGCUAUCGCACAACAGAAACGCUCAUCCUCGUCUGCCACUUGGAAAACUUGCGAGGACAUAUGUGCCCAUCAACUGUAAGCCACCGAUGUGCAAUCCAUAUCAUAUGAACUUUGGAUUUGGAAUGGAGCACGAUUAUGGAGGUAACGAUGGUGUUGAAGGUGACAUUGAUGUGCCAAUACCAAUUUCAAAAGGUGUCGCUUACAGAUUCCCCUUCUCUGGAAAAUAUUAUGGAUUCAGGGACAAUAUCACAGUUACCUAUGGACACAAUAUUGCUCCUGUUGAUCCAUUUGCAAGUCUUUUCGACUAUCAAAAGCAUCGCGAUCCUGCCUUGGCUAUUCCACGAGCAAGGAGGGACGUUUCUUCAUCCAAGAAGGUUUGGCUGAAUGAACCAGCUGCCGAUACAUACGAGGAACAUUUGGAAUCUGGUGGUAGAGUUGAUUUCGCAAACAGCCUUAACUCACAACGACAUCAACAAAUUCCUUAUCAAAUAGCCUUUCGACGAAACUUUGCAGAAGUUCCAUUCACAGAAAUUGAUCUCGGCUACGACAUUUACCAAAAUCAGAUGGUUCAAAAUAAUUUGGCGAUGUUGUGGCAGCAUAUGCUUCUCAAUUCAAAUUAUCUUUACGAACCUCCUCUGGAUAUUUAUUAUCACGAACCUACUUAUCUUUACUGA
Cylicocyclus nassatus is the source of this 1221-nucleotide messenger RNA. The record is from the annotation of a GenBank genome assembly. NCBI's taxonomy places the organism in Eukaryota, Metazoa, Nematoda, Chromadorea, Rhabditida, Strongylidae.